Anopheles merus is the source of this 4472-nucleotide messenger RNA. RefSeq names its product proline-rich extensin-like protein EPR1. Lineage: Eukaryota; Metazoa; Arthropoda; Insecta; Diptera; Culicidae. Bases 319 to 4077 code for a protein of 1252 amino acids. The record is from RefSeq and is a predicted model, not a curated record. The transcript has 12 exons. Gene Ontology annotation, cellular component: cytoskeleton.
UCAUUCACGGAAUAAACAGCGAACAGAAACGAACGAAUCGAACGGAGACGGCCGCGCGCUGCUCCAGUUGCUGACGAGUGUGCAACGUGUGAAAGUGUUGGAACAAAAUAUUGAGAAAAUAAAGCACAACUUUAGCGAAAAGGAAACGAACUGCCCAAAACGCAACGCAAUCAAGUGCGGUUUUUGAUGAAAUUUCAACCGUUUGAACUCAUUGCAGCCACUUUUAUAAUUCGAAAAAGGGUGAAAUUCCAGUAGGAUUUGGUUUUUGGUGAAAAUUGUGUGUUUUUCCCCCUAUUAGUGCCGUGUGUUCCAAGCAAGAUGGUUGUGCUAGCCAGUACGAAACAUCUGUCGACGACAGCGAGCAGCAGCAGCAGCAGCACCACCUACCGGCACAAGAGCACUACCAUCAAGCGGCACUAUCGUGAUUCCUCCUACCGCGUGAUGGGUGGGUUCGAGCAGCGCCCCUGGACGCCGACGAAGCGGCGGGGACCGAUCGCGGCGGAGCACCGUGGCCCAGGGCCACAGUAUCUGCUACCACAACUGCUCGGUACGAAAGUGGUAGACUCGAAACGGCAAGCCGCACCCGCCUACAGCUUCGGCCAGCGACACAAACCCCGCACGGAGUCGUUCAGCCCGGGCCCACUGUACAACAUCACCGGGCUCGGGUGCAAAGGGAAGGAUGCACCGCCGGCCUACUGCUUGCAGAGCCGCCCGAAAGAGAUACCGAAGUAUCUGACGCCGGCGCCGGGCGAGUACAACAUCGAGAAGGCGGACAAAAUGCUGGUCAAAUCGGCACCGAAGUACACGUUCGGCGUGAAGAAACCGCCCAACCCGACCAGCCAAACACCAGCUCCCGGAGACUAUAAGCCCGAACGUGUAGCAUUAGAUAGCACCCCGAAGUUUUCCUUUGGCAUCAAAACCGAGAGCAAAAUCCGCAACGAUACACCGGCACCCGGUACCUACUCACCGGAGAAAGUAUUGAAAGACAAAUCACCCAAGUAUAGCUUCGGACUGAAAGUUAUACCGGAAAAGAUUGAAGAAACGCCGGCUCCCGGAGCGUACCAGCCGGAAAAGGCACUCGCGCUGGAUAAGAAACCGGCGUACAGUUUCGGCCUGAAGACGAUCGUCGAGAAGCCGAACAACACGCCCGCCCCUGGUGCAUACGAGCCGGAGAAAGUAAAGCUAAACACAACCCCUGCGUACAGCUUCGGCAUUCGGCCCGCGAUCGAGAAGCCCAACUCCAAUCCUGCACCGGGCGCUUACGAGCCGGAAAAGGCGAAGAAGCUGAUCGAUCACUCACCCGCAUUUGCAUUCGGCAUGCGCAUCAACCAUGACAAACCGAACAAUACGCCCGGCCCGUCCGCCUACCAGGUGGAGAAGGUGAACCUGGACCAUCAGCCGGCGUACAGCUUCGGCAUGCGCACGAAGGUGGCGAAGCCGAAUGUGACGCCGGCGCCCGGCGCCUACUGCCCGGAGAAGGCAAACCUAGACUCAACGCCGAAGUACAGCUUUGGCAUCCGACCGACAAUCGAUAAACCGGACAACGUGCCCGCGCCCGGUGCUUACUCUCCCGAGAAGGCCAAAGUAGAUAGUAGCCCUGCGUACAGCUUCGGCUCGCGCACCAAGCAAGACAAACCAAGUGCCAAUCCUGGUCCGGGAGCGUACGAUGCAGACAAGGUGGAUGGGAAGUCCCCGGCGUACUCGUUUGGGCUGCGACCGGACGUUGCUAAACCGAACCAAGUCCCGGGGCCUGGAGCGUACAAUGCGGAUCGGGUUGAUCAUGCAACGCCGUCGUACUCGUUCGGUGUGAAGGCCAACGUGCAGAAACCGAAUCUUGUGCCCGGUCCGGGUGCAUACGAUGCCGAUAAAGUGCACGACAAAUCAUCUCCGGCCUAUUCCUUCGGUGUGAAGGGCAACGCUGAAAAGCCUAACGCUAUUCCUGGCCCUGGAGCCUACGAUGCGGAUAAAGUUAUUGAUAAGUCCGCACCGGCGUACUCGUUCGGUGCAAGGACGAAUGUGGAUAAGCCUAGCGUUGUUCCAGGACCGGGAGCGUACGAUUCCGACAAGGUGAACGACAAGUCGUCUCCAGCCUAUUCGUUUGGAGUUAAGACAAACUUGGAGAAACCGAACGCAAUCCCAGGCCCUGGGGCGUACGAUGCGGAUAAAGUGCACGACAAAUCAACUCCAGCGUACUCGUUCGGAGUGAAGCACAUGCCGGACAAGCCCAAUGCUGUUCCCGGACCGGGUGCUUACGAUUCCGACAAAGCGAACGACAAAUCAUCUCCAGCGUACUCGUUCGGAGUAAAGACGAAUUUGGAGAAACCCAGCGCCAUCCCGGGACCGGGAGCGUAUGACGCUGACAAAGUGAUUGACAAGUCUUCCCCAGCGUACUCAUUCGGCGUGAAGGCGAAUGUGGAAAAGCCUAACACUAUUCCCGGCCCUGGAGCGUACGAUGCGGACAAAGUGAACGACAAAACUACUCCCGCGUACUCGUUCGGAGUGAAGCCUAACCUCGAGAAGCCGAACUCCAUUCCUGGACCUGGGGCGUACGAUGCCGAAAAAGUGAUUGAUAAGUCUUCCCCUGCAUACUCGUUCGGUGUGAAGACAAAUGUGGAAAAGCCUAAUACUAUUCCCGGACCUGGAGCGUACGAUGCGGACAAAGUGCACGACAAAUCGACUCCAGCGUAUUCCUUUGGAGUGAAGCCUAACCUUGAGAAGCCCAAUGCAAUUCCUGGACCAGGGGCUUAUGACGCUGAUAAGCUGCAUGACAAGUCUUCGCCGGCGUACUCUUUCGGCGUGAAGACGAACGUAGAGAAACCGAGCAUCAUUCCCGGACCGGGCGCGUACGAUGCGGACAAAGCGAUUGAUAAGUCGUCGCCCGCGUACUCGUUUGGAGUUAAAACGAACGUCGAAAAGCCCAGCAUCAUCCCGGGACCGGGUGCGUACGAUGCGGAUAAGGUGAUCGACAAAUCUUCGCCCGCGUACUCGUUCGGCGUUAAGCACAGCCUGGAGAAGCCUCACAUUGUUCCCGGACCGGGUGCGUACGAUGCGGACAAAGUGAUCGACAAGACAUCCUGCCCAGCGUACUCCUUCGGCAUUAAGACGAAUGUGGAGAGGCCCAGCAUCAUACCGGGCCCGGGAGCGUACGAUACGGAGAAGGUGCACGAUUCGCACACGCCGGCCUAUACGUUCGGUGUGAAGCCGCAGACGACGAAGGUGAAUCCAACGCCGGCCCCGGGCGCAUACUCGCCGGAGAAGUACAUCAUCCACCAUCCGGCCUAUACGUUCGGUGUGAAGCCACACAUUGACAAGAUUGAUAUUAUUCCCGCGCCCGGAGCGUACAACCCGGAGGCGGCCAAGCUGGACAGUAGCCCGGCCUACACGUUCGGUGUGAAGCCUGUGAUCGAUAAGGUGGACUUGACGCCUGCCCCGGGCACGUACUCGGUGGAAAAGGUAAAGCUGGACCAUUCGCCGGCGUAUCCGUUCGGAAUCAAGGUGAACCGCGAGAAGCCGAAUGAUGUCCCAGCACCCGGUUCCUACAACCCGGAUAAGGUGAAGCUUGAUCACUCACCAGCGUACACGUUUGGCAUCAAACAUAAAGGCGAAACGAUGAGAGAUACACCGGCACCAUCGGCCUACCAACCGGAAAAGUGUAAAAACGACUGCUCUCCAGCGUACAGCUUUGGCGUGAAGGUAAAUCACGAAACGAUCACUCACGACGGUCCAGUAGUGACGAGUGAUGAAGCGACCGCUGUAGCCGCCAUGAAAGCGAUGGUGAUCACAAACGGUGCCAGCUCGACGGUUGACAAUCGUAGCGAAAGCAAGAACGCCACCACCAGCUCCACCGUGGUGCAGAACGGACAGGACGGCAGUACGUUCACGACCGUUACCACCACGAGAACAGCGGGCGGUUCGAUGAAGAUGGUCCGCGAACGAAAGACCACCACGGAGGAGCACUCAUCCGCUUCGGUGGAGGCGAUCGGCGAAGGACUCGUACCGAACUGCAUUGCCGGUGUGAAGCAGCUGGCCAAUGUGCAGCACCAGCGCAUGGUGUGCACCGGUCACUUCCGGGCCUAGGACCGAAGCCCCCACCCAUGUUGUAUCUCCCCAGGGAUGUCUACGGGCACACUGUGGGCCCGAUCCUGUUACAGUAGUGUCGUGUGUCGUUUGCAUAUUUAGUUAGUAGCGCUGCCGUUGAUAGUGUUUUAAGGGCAAAGUUGCCUGUAGGUAGUUUGUGCUUUCGUUUGUUCCUAAUCGCUUUCUGUGCUACCCCGAGUUAUGUUUACGUGCAUCGUGGUACCGUCACCGGCAUCUUCCUGUGUUGGUCUAGUUCUCAAAAUACUCCCCCCCCCCCAUCCUACUGGCUUACUGUGUGGAGGAAACGAGCCCUCCAGGGGUCUUCAAUCUCAUGAUUCCCUCUAGACCUCCCAUGGUACGGUGUAAAGCUUCCCCAUUUCGUGACCCGUUUCGUU